Morone saxatilis (striped sea-bass) is the source of this 4699-nucleotide messenger RNA. RefSeq names its product transcription factor 20-like. Gene Ontology annotation, cellular component: nucleus. Bases 315 to 2366 code for a protein of 683 amino acids. The record is from RefSeq and is a predicted model, not a curated record. Lineage: Eukaryota; Metazoa; Chordata; Actinopteri; Moronidae. The transcript is spliced from 6 exons. Gene Ontology annotation, biological process: regulation of transcription by RNA polymerase II.
GGCUUGACUGAGCAGGAAGAAGGAGUCCAUGAUGAGAACUUUAAAAGACAACAGCAGCGCGGAGGCGGAGGAGGAGGAGGAGGUCGGUCACCUGCCGGUUACCUGCCGGUCACCUGUCGGUCACCUGCCGGUCACCUGCCGCCAGCUCGCUCAUUAAAAUGUGAAUCAGCCGUUUGACUCGUCGAGCCUCGUUCUGGGAUCAACGUCUCCGCGGGGCUAACGUUAGCUUCGAGCUCCGUGAGCCAGCAGAGCCAGCGGGCGGUCUCAGCCUCUGAGUCCGGGCUGUCGGCGCCGAUCUCCGGCCACCGGAGGUGAUGGAAGUUUCCUCUCAGGAUCCGUCUCUCGUGGCCGUGGACCUGUCGAAGGGUUUCUCCGUCCCCCCUCUGACCCGCGGCCACACUGAAGCCAUGGACCUGGCGAAGAAGCCCGAGUGGUACCACAGACGGCCGGCGAGCUGCAGCCCGGAGAUCAGCUCGCCGUUCAGAACCAGAGCCUCGUCCUCCUUCGGCUCUCUGUCGGCGCAGCGGCACCCGGAGCCGGUCGCUCCCGUCCACUGCCGAGACCUGGAGCAGGGCCCGGAGGCGCUGGGCAACUACAUGAACUCGAGUCUAGCGCCGGGUCUGUACCGCGACGGCGUGCACGGCAGCCUGUGGCACCCGGGGUUCUACGGGCCCAACCAGAGCGGCGGCCCGGUUCCCGAGAGCAGCGGCGGGGAGGAGAGCGACAGCGGCUCGGACGUGAUCUUCCUGGUUUCCUCGGCGAAGGAGCCGCUCUUGUGCAGCCCGUUCAUCCAGGACGGCGUGCGGCACAUCGUGGAGCCGCUGUCGCCGGCCGUGUCGUCGCUGGACGAGGCGAGGGGUUGCUAUCACCUACCUCAACCUCUGAGCUCGCCCAGUCCCGACAGCUCGUACUCCGAGGACUCCUCCGACAGCUCCGUGGACAUUCCCGUGCACCACACCAGGCCCGUGGUCCUGCUGUCCGACCUGAGCGCGGUCUACGGAAACCCCGCCGAGUCUCCGGUGGACAUUUCGAGCGACGACAGCGACGUCAUCGAGGUUUCAGUCACGAACGAGAAGAAGAACUUUCCUUGUAAGAAAGGUCUGGCGAGAGAAACUCCGCCUCAGAGCGAGGACGAGAAACCGACCCGAGAGGUUCGGCGCAGCACCAGAAUCCGGAAACCCGUCUCGGAAACGCCUCAGUUCACCUGCAGCCCGUCGCGGCACAGCCUGAGGCGGCGAGCCAAGAACGACGUGGUGGGAAUCUACAACGAAUGCUGCGACUCCGACGACAUGAUGGAGUACGCGGCGAGGCUGUCCAGCUCAGACGAGUCGGUGCCGCAGACACCGGCGGCGCCGAGAGCGAGCAGCCACUCAGAGGAGUCCGGCGUGGACAAGAAGGCGCCGGAGAAAGAGCCGCAGCCUCGCCGCACGGUGCCCCGAGCGAAGAGCGUCAACCGUAAACGGAAGAAGCCCCUCGCCGUUCGGAAAGCUAAAAAGUUAAGACGAACCGAACAGAAGGGCGUCGCGCCGGAGCGAAGGGACAAGUCGGCAAACGCAAAAACUGUGGUGAGGCGGAAGAAGAAGCGGCGCUCGCGGAGCGGAGCGUCCGCUCAGUUUCCUCCCCGAGAGCCGGAGAUCAAACUUAAAUAUGCAAACGUUAAAGAGGAGAAGAAGGACAAGAAAUGUGGAAGUUUCUGCCCGUUUGUUCACGUGGAGAAGAAGAUGUGCACCGUCGUCAACUACCAGGAGGAGGAGGCGGCGGUGAGGAGCAGCCGAGGAGGAGGAGGAGCACAGCAGACCCGGUCUCUGUCGGGGUUCGUUCCCAACUCCUCCUGCUUCCAGCUCGGUCGCUUCAGCUCGGACAGCCAGCGUCAGGACUCGCUGUUGUGCUGCCUGUGCGGCCAGACGGCAAACGCCACGGGGCUCGGGGACCUUCACGGCCCGUACCGCCCCACCAGCCCGCACGUGGACUACCAGAACCAGAACGGCGGCACUGAGCAGAAAGAGGAAGAACAUUUACCCGUCAGUUCCUCCGAGGACGGCGGUUCUCCCCCGAAGGUGCCUCUUCGUCUGGACGAGUGCUGGAUCCACGAGGACUGCGGUAUCUGGUCCGCCGGCGUCUUCCUGGUCCGGGGGAAGCUGUACGGGUUGGAGGAGGCGGCGCGGGUCGCACAGGAAACUAAAUGUUCAGCGUGCCAACAAACCGGUGCAAUAAUGGGAUGUUUCCAGAAGGGCUGUCCCAGGAACUAUCACUACAGAUGUGCCAUUCAGUCAGGCUGUUUCUUAAACGAAGACAACUUCUCCAUCAGAUGUCCAGAGCACAAGAACAGACCGUUCACAGGUGGAAACAGAAAACACAAGAGAUGACGUGAAAUACGUUUGGGAAGCACUGGAGAGCGAUCCUCAGAUCUCCUCAGGGUGCGACAUGAACGGCCUGAUUCCACCGCUGCAGUUUUAUUACGUUAACGAACGCUAACGAGCGAUAACGAACACUUGACGCUCGCGUUUCCUCGAGCGGGAGGCGAAAAACCUUCUGCUGAGAUCUCGUCAUUAAAGACCGAUCAACCAGGGGCCACUCGACAACUUUUAUAAGUCUUUGUUCUGUUUUUAUGUGUGUGUGAGUGUGUGUGUGUGUGUGUGUCUGUCUGUGUGAGUGUGAGUGUGUGUGUUUAUUUAUUCCUCUUAUUAAAGCUCCACCUGGACGUCACAAAUACAGUUUUAUUAUUUAAACAUAGUUAUUAUAGCUUUAUAGAUCCAUUGUAUAGAAUAUAAACUUUAUAUAAGAACUCUUCUUUUUACUACUUUUGUAUUUCUCGUAGUGUUUCAGUCACAUAAACACAUAAUUUAUUUCCCGGCUGCAUGAACAGUUGAUGUUUGCACAUUCAGUUGUUAUUUAUGUCCCUUUUUUCUUUCAACUAAAAUGAUUUAAAUGUAAUAUAAAGCUGCACUAAGCCAGAGUUAAAUGUAAUAAUGUGGCGUUCGCAGCGUUUUACGACCACAAACCGUACGUUUAUAAAGAGAGCGAGACAUCAGCGUUAAAGGGUCGCUGUAACGAGGUUUGGAACAGUCAAAUAAAAACAGUUUAAAGCUUCUUAAAUGUGACGAUUGUCGUUAAAUUUUCUGUUAUAUCACUUUAAAUUGAAUAUUUGAGGUUUAAAACAAAACAAUUUGUCACUUUUGGGGGGUAAUUUACCAAUUUAAAAGCAUAAAAUAAUAUUGUAUCGCUUUGUUAGCUAGGUUCAUUGUUUCAUGUGUGAAUUAUUAAGGUUAAAACCCCCUCUGCUCCACCCUCUCUAACCAAACUCCAUUCAAAAAACGGCGGUUUUAAGGAAGGUUCGUAUUUCUUCACAGUAAAAACUUUACUUACACAAUCUUUAAGACUUUUUUCUGAUUCUCUUCAGUCUACAGAAACAAUCUGCUCACAUCAUUUACUCAGUAACUUCAUUAACGAACCUGUGAUGAAGAGUUUAACACACACACACACGAGGGGGUGUGGUCGUCCGCUCUCAUCUUCAGAAACAGGAAGUAUAACGUUGCCAUGGAUACAGUGAGUUACGCUCUAAUACGAUUAUUUUAACUAAAAAGAAGAAUUGUUGAAGCAGAUUACAUACAUUUUAAGUACCUUUUAAGUUACAGAAACAUUCCUGAUUAAAUACUUUUUAUUUUCACAAAACAAAUAAAAGUUACAAAAUUAAGUCACUUAAAAUUAUUAAAGCUACUUUUUAUCUAACAAAAUUAAGUUUUUCUUCAAAUUCUCGACGAGAUCAGUUUCAACGAGUUAAAUUAACUUCAUAAUUAGAUUUUUCUUUAAAUUCUUUUGUCAAAGACAGACGAACAGACUCACCGAUUUACUGUGAAACUGAACAAAACUUCGGGCUUAUUCCCGUAUUAAACCCCUCUGUCCCGAAUAAUCCACAGAUUAAAUAUAUGAAUUGACCCUUUAUUGCGCCUAGUGCAGCUUUAACCAUCCAUCAUCUCACCGCGCCGACGAACCAUCGACUGUUUAAAAGUAAAGAGUUUGAUUUCAUGACUUUUUAUUAUUUGAGGAAUAAAAAUGUACGUUAUUUAAUAAAAGUCAAUAAAACGGAGUCAGUGUUUGUCUCAGAGAGGCCUGAUGAAUGUUGUUGUUGUUGUUGUUGUUGUGCAGACGUCCCACACAGGAACUGAAUGUUCUCGCUGUGUGUGAGUUCUGGCCGCUCGCCAAACACCUGAAGGGGAUUUUUUGUUUGUGUGAGAGAAGGAUGUUUGUUUCCAGUGCAGUUAAACUUAUUUUAGUGUCGACUGAAACCAGAAGAAACUGAAUCCACACCUGUUUAAAAUCUAAUGAGAUCUUUUUUCUUGAUUUGUUUGUUUCUGCUGUUGUGAAGGUGAGAGAUAUGUUGACACAACAGAGUCUCAAAGUCUCAUAUUAGCUUCUAAUAUAGAUUCAUUGCACAUUUUCAGUCUAACUAUAUUUGAUUAAUAAUAAAAUCUGUGUGCAGUUUAGUUAUUUGUUGAUUCAGGGACAGAAAGAAAUACAGAUAAACAGAGAAAAUUAAACUCGAGCAGGUAAUUAGCUCUCUGACGUUAGUGGUUAUUUAACCUUUAUUUAACCAGAAAGUCCCUUAAGAUUGAAAUCUCCUUUCCAAAGGGAGAGCUGGCACACAGUUAUAAUAUAAAUAUAAAUAAAAACAAUCGACGGGGAAACUCAGCGUGACGUC